Molecule: messenger RNA, 4389 nt
Organism: Prorocentrum cordatum
Lineage: Eukaryota; Dinophyceae; Prorocentrales; Prorocentraceae
Source: the annotation of a GenBank genome assembly
AUGGCUGCUGCGUCGGCCGACGCAGACGGCCCGGUGAAGAUCGACCCAGGGAAGCAGAUGGUGCGCAAAGGCGACCCGACCGAACCGACGUACACACUGGCCCCGUUGGCUGACGUGCUGAAGGUUGACAGGGUCGGCAAUCACAGCUACGUGGUGACCAAUAUGAUUACUGGCGAGACUUCUCUCGUGGAGCCGUUCUUGGAGUGCGAGCUCGUCACCGUCGGCUGCGAUUGCGCGCUGGCCUUGGUGACAAUGGAUGGCGAUGCUGACGUGAAGGAUCUCGACGCCCUCUUCAAGUAUGCGGUCUAUGUGGACGAGAGCGGCCACUACAACAUAAGCACGUCCAGGACUACCAAGCAUGCGCCCAAGGAGUUCGUCAACUGGCACUACCUGCGGAUGAAGUUCAGGAGGGGUCGCAGCCUUAUCCCGCUCUCGUACGUCGGCGCCUCCGUGGACAUCGCGACCUGCACGAUGAAGAGGCCUCGCGAAGGCAAUCAGCAAAUAUGGUGGCAACUUUCAGCGGUCCACAGCAUUCUGAAGGUUGCCAGUUUCAGGAAGGUGUUCAGCCAGUGGUUCCAGAGGCUCCACCAGUCGUGGACCACCGACUUCGUGCGUUACAUCGGCCCCAGCGGGAAGGGCCUGAUCAUCCAGGCCUCUUACGGCACGGACGACACGUCGAAUAGGAAGUCUAAGCUGUUGCCAGACAUGCGGUGCCUACCGUUCGCUUGUGCCUCCACCGCAGGACUCCUCAUGAUGCUGCACAGGAUCGGAACCACUAUGCCGAAGGGCGGGGAGAAUACCGUCAUCACGCAGAAGUGCGCAAACACGCUUGCCGAAUCGCUCGCGGGGUUGACCAAGAGACAGCCGUGGAAUAUUGCAUUGGAGUUGGACGACGAGUGGGUGUGCACGUGGCCUCGCCCUCGAGUGAAGCCCGAUGGCGUCUCGGCCAUCCAGAUCACCUGCAUCGGCGGCCUCGCGGACCUGUCCCAGCUCCUCGCCGCGGGGGAGCGCGAUGGCCCAGCCAGGAGGUGGUGGGCAGUGCUGAAGUACAUUAUCACUGGCGAGUCGGCGCAGAUCAACGUGGACGAGCUCUUGAAGGCUGCAUGCGGCAAGACUGCCUUGAGGAGCCUGCACGGCCAGGUCGUCCUCGCGAUGUCUUGGGACAUCGAGAGGGUCUGUUUGAAGCAAUCUCAUGGCGACGCCCCCAACGGACCCGAUGGCUUCGAUUUCAAGUACCCCAAACCCUCGGACAUCAUCGACGCCGAAGGGUUCGACAGCUUCCUGUGCCAGUACACGGUGGACCAGAGCUUCGACGGCGAGGGCGCCGCCCCCGACGCUGUCGGCGUGAACCCGAAGAAGAGGCAGGCUGACACACCGACUUGGGCCAGGCGCAAUUCCGAACAGAUUGGGUGGCUGACCAAAUACACGGGCGGGGAGCGAGAGACCUUCAAGCCGAGAAAGUUGCACAGAGUGGCGGCCAAGCAUUGGUUGGACAACACCGACAACCAGUUGAGGUGGGCCACUGCAGCAUCGGGGUGGAGCUCGUUCCUGCCCGUCGAAGGUGGCGACUGGUCCGACUGGCGGACGACCCCCCACCUGACAGUGGCAAUCGACUUGGGCGGGGACGGCCUCAGCGCGAUGAACCUUCUCGAGUAUGGGCCCAAGGAGUUCAAGUGUUGUGUCGACAAGUUUUGCGACCCUGCCCAUGGUGGCAACCGCUCUGUGGUGUGCAUGCUGCACGACGUGAAGCUCUGGGGGUUCAUGCUGGCUAUGUUGUGCUCGUGGAACCUCCCGUUCGGGCCGAACCCCGAUGAGAGAAAGCGCUACAAGGAGCUGAGGGAAGCCAUGGCGGACUUCGUCAACAGCAAGGGUGCCAAGUCUUCACCGCUGUUCUUGAGCAAGGCCCCGGGACUUCGGAAGUGCUACGAGAGGCAGGGCCACAAGUUCGACGAUUCGCGAGACAUCGAGGACCAACUUCUGGAACUUCUGUCCGCGCGUGCAGGCCACGUGCCGACUGGCAUGCGGACUAACCUCAAUCGCUUCCAGGGCGCCACUGCUUGCGCCCUCAAGAAUGUACCGAAUUGGGAGGUAGAUGAGUUCGAGCGCACGUGCCUGGCGCUGCACAACGGCUGGCUCACGACGAAAGCAUUAUUGAAUAAGUUUCGCGUCAAACCAGGGCCCGCCCAGAUCGUCGAAGAGCACGGUGGUGCCACGACGGAGAAAAGAAUUACUUUGGAGACGAGGUCUGCGUUGAAAGGGGCGACUGUCAAUUGCGUGGCCCUCUCGGUCGUCCCCUUGAGCGACCCCGUCAGCCACCGCAUCUGCAGCGGCUUCGCUGGUUUGGGCAAGCACGUCAAGGACUGGCACACAGAGGGGAACAAGAUCGGGCGAUCCGCCAAGGGCACGUUCGAUUGGAUCGUUCGCCAGGCGGGCGGGGAGUUCUUGACGCACGUGGCAGGCCUCGUGGCUACUGGGCAGGACGCACGCUUCCUUCAGGAGUGCGACUUCGCAUGCUCUGAAGCCGACGCCCAGGAGCUCGACGCAAAUGACGUUGCCAUGGAGGACGAGGCCGCGAUGAUGAUCACGGACAUGCAGUGGUGUUUGGUCAAGCACCGCUUGAGCCGAGGGUUGCACAUGACGCUUGGGUGGCCGUGGCGAAUGGUUGGCAUCCACAGCGACGGGCCUGGACUUGCCGACCAGAUCCUCCAGAAGUUCAAGGUCGACAUGGAGGCCCACGAAGCGCUGACAAAGUACCUCCCCAUGUCAGCCGCAGUGAAGCAGGUCGUUGACAGGCACUUGUUUGGGAAGAUCAGCAACCAAGUGCUCCAGCGCGCCUGUCUCGACCCAGCGGUGAACUUCAGUCCCCAUGCAGAGUUGAAAUCGUUGCUUCAAAGGUGGGCCUCUGGUCUCCUGAUGACCCAGAUUGUUGAGGACAUUAACGGCGCACAGAAGAACAACAGGCAAGUUAUGUCGGCUGCUCGGUUCAGGAAGCCAGGGAAGAGCAUGGCAGUUGCCCUUGGUUCUGGGAUUCUCGAGGAGCGCCACGACUUCGACCUCCUGAUGCCCGAGCACGUCUACGUGGCCAAGAGCGCCAGGCUUCCAGCGGAGGCGUUCAGGCCUUCGCCAGCGACCCGCAGCCUUAAGUUCGAGAGGUUGGUCUCCACGACUCCCUCGGUCCCUUGGCACAGCCCAAGUGCCAUCAACGUCCAUGCCAACAUGGCCGACCUCGUCUGCAUUCGGACCAUCCACGGCUCCGACAAGAACUUCGGCCGCAUGGAAAACGCUUGGCACGGGCAGCUAGUUUCUUGGAAGCAUCACUUUGUAUUCCGAUUCAGCGGUAAGGACCAGUGGCACUACGGAGUCGAUUGGAUGGACAAGUCUGCUGCAGUCAGUUGGCCUUGUACCAAGCAUACGGUCCAGACGUGCAAUUAUUUCGAGCCCAAGCAGGCCGUCUGCAACGCGGAGGAGACGCUCCACUUCAUCGACGACUUCCGCCAGAUCGUCGCCCAGGAGGUGCAAUGGAGAUCCCCUGCCAGCCAGAUCUUGUCGUUCAAAGGUACCUUUGUCGAGAAGCACCUCGCCUUUCGGUCAUUCCAGGUGGGAGAAGAAAUGCCUCUCAUCGAACUCGCCGCGAGGAAGGCAUUCCGGGAGCUUCCGAGAACCAACGUGCAGAAGUUCGGCGAGGCCCUGGGCUUGGACAUGAAGGCUACCCCUACUUUGUUCCUCACGCUCUGGACUGUCGUCAAGCACGUGCUGGCAUGCUCGGACGCGGACUGCUACGACAUCAUCUCACAGAGGCUCGCCUGGAACAAUGACGAUGCUGCACACGCUUCGGAGCUCCUGGAGAUGGAGGAGGCCGUUGAGCUGUUGGCUCAACCAGACCAGAAGGUUGUCGAGCAGGCCCAGAAGGACCUCGUGAGCUCCGCCGUGAACCACGUGGCCUUCUCGACCGAGUACAAGAAGAACCGCCAGGAGCACGUUGCAGCGGUCGCUGCAGCCAAGCCCAAAGCGAAAGGUAAGGCCAAGGCCAAAGCCGCUGGAGCUGGCGGCGAUUGCGGCCCCACGAAGUUGCCCAGCACGGUGCCUCAGGCUGCCGCGAAGCUCUGGAUCCCACCGAACUCUUCGAUCUGGAGGCCCCUUGGGAGGGGCGCCUGGUGCGCCCACGUGCAGCCUUUCAAGCGCAUCUCCACUCCUUGGGAGCUCUACGGUGACGACAACAUGGCUUUGACGGACGUCUUGGUACGGAUGUGGGCGCUGCACUUCGAGCGCACGGGAGAUCCAAUCACGUCGUGCUCUUUUGAUUUUGCCGAGGCGAAAGAGCGCUGCGAUAAUUUCAGGCUUGGCGGUGGUGCAGACGGCGCCGCCGCUGCUAGCAGUGCUGGUAGUUAG